Messenger RNA from Brenthis ino (lesser marbled fritillary), 3261 nucleotides. Lineage: Eukaryota; Metazoa; Arthropoda; Insecta; Lepidoptera; Nymphalidae. The record is from the annotation of a GenBank genome assembly.
AUGUUAACUAUACCAGCGACGCUGACCCUGUUAGUUGCAACCGCAUUUGCUUGUUACCUAUUUCCAAGUGACGUGCCGGAUCCGUGUCGGGGAGUGACCUGCGGUUUCGGCGAGCAGUGUCGGCCUACAGCGGACGCAAAGAGUUACAACUGCGAAUGUCCGGCUUCUUGUCCGAGUUAUGGAGACCAUGAAGGAUCGCGACCCCUUUGCGCGAGCGACGCGAGGGACUAUCCAGGGGUCUGCGAGAUGCGACGCGCUGCAUGCGAAACUAACACGAAUAUAACUUUCAAAUACUUUGGUAAAUGUGAUCCUUGUGCUGGAGUAACCUGUCCUGAUCCAGAAGUGUGCCAACUCGAUGAUGGACGCCAGCCUUCCUGUCGUUGUGCCGAGCCCUGCCCUCUUGAGUUUUCACCGGUGUGCGCAUCCGAUGGAAAAACUUAUUCCAACGAAUGUCAAAUGCAUAGAGAGUCAUGUCGUGCUAGAAAACAAUUGAAGAUCAUUUUCAAAGGACAGUGCAGUUCAGGUGUAAACCCGUGUGCUGAAGUAGAGUGCCGCCACGGGGCCGAGUGCCGGGUGGAGGGCAGCGGCGCGGUGUGCGCGUGCCCGCCGCCGUGCGCGCCGGUGCUGCGGCCGGUGUGCGGCUCCGACGCCCGCACACAUGAUAGCGAAUGCGAAUUGAAACGAGCCGCUUGCCUUCUAGGGCGAGAGCUGAAAGUUGUUCACGCAGGCGCUUGUGGUUCGAACGGUGUAUGCGCUGGUCGCGUCUGCCCUCACGGCGGCGAAUGCGUGUCCACGGGUGGACGCGGCGUGUGUCGCUGUCCUAAAUGCUCCAACGAGUUCGCUCCUGUAUGUGGCUCUGAUGGCAUCUCUUAUGGGAAUAGGUGUAAACUACAACUUGAGGCUUGCCGACAUCGACGACACGUGCAAGUGUUGUAUGAUGGACCUUGUAAUGGUUGCGAAAAUAAGAAAUGUGAGUUUUAUGCAGUUUGUGAAAGCGAUGGAGUCUCUGAAGCCAGUUGCGUUUGUCCAAAACAUUGUGAGGAUGGAACUGAAACCGAGGAAAUUUGUGGAAAUGAUAAUCAGACUUACAGCAGUAUUUGCGCACUACGAGACUUAGCUUGUCGGGAAAAGAAACGACUUCACGUUAAGCACAUGGGGUCUUGUGAAUCAUGCGGCGGCGUGCAGUGCCCCGCGGGCAUGCGGUGCGCGCGCGGCGCGUGCGCGUGCGCGGCCUGCGCCGGCGCGCCGCGCGAACCCGUGUGCGCCGACAGCGGCCGCACCUUCCCCAGCGAGUGCUCGCUGCUGCGCGCCGCGUGCGAGGCGCGCGCGCGCGGCGGCCCCUCCCCCACAGUGGCGUACUAUGGGGAGUGCACCGAAACACACGAUGGGAAUUUUACUGCUGGUGUUAAUGGUUCCAACAAAUCGGCGAAGUCAUCGGAUAAUAAUAAUGAAAUACGCCCACUGGACGACACGGAGAGUUCUAGCGCGCCGGCCACCGGCACGGCCGUGUGCGCGCGCGUGCAGUGCGCGUACGAGGCGACGUGCGCUGUAGACGUGAGCGGCCAGCCGAGGUGCGCCUGCCUGUUCGACUGCGCGGCGGCGGCGCCCGCGCCCGUCUGUGCGUCGGAUCUGAGGAUGUAUCCCACCUUGUGCCACAUGAAGUUAGAGGCGUGUCGUCGGCAGGAGGACUUGCGACUUCGGCCUUUAGCUCUGUGCAGAGGGUUGGAGUUUCGUCCUUGUGGCGAUGAUGAACCGCUCAUUGAUGCAGAAGGCCGCCCUAUGGACUGCGGAGGCGGGCCACAUCGUAAGGACUGCCCCACUGGUAGCUACUGCCACCAUACUGCUAAAGCUGCCAGAUGUUGUAGGAAAGAUAAAACAGUGGUAGAAAAGAAAGAUUGUCAAGAAUCUUGGUACGGAUGCUGCGCAGACGGCAUGACACCAGCGAGGGGUCCCGGCGGUUCGGGGUGCCCUUCCCAGUGUGGCUGUCAUAGACUAGGAUCCAUUUCAGAACAAUGUGAUGAAAACGGACAGUGUCAAUGUAGACCAGGGGUCGGUGGUGAGAAGUGCGACCGAUGUGAACCCGGCUAUUGGGGCUUGCCGAGAAUAGGAACGGGGCAUGCUGGGUGUAUACCAUGCGGUUGCUCAGCUUUUGGCUCAGUGCGAGAGGAUUGUGAACAGAUGACUGGUCGCUGUGUUUGCAAAUCUGGUAUACAAGGGCAGAAGUGUACCGUCUGCUCAAACCACGAACACACCCUUGGUCCGAAUGGUUGUUUCGAUCCGGAAUCAACCCAACUACCUGCCACUGAUUGUGAGCGCAUGACCUGUUAUUUUGGAGCCUACUGCGUUAUUCGCAGUGGCUUAGCCACUUGUGAAUGCGGGGCUUCAGAGUGUUCUGCAGCUGAAGCACCCUCUGUUUGUGGGAGUGAUGGACGCACAUACAUCUCCACUUGCCAUUUAAGAGCUCACGCGUGUAGAACCCAGUCUGAUGUCGUGGUCCAAGCCUUUGGUCCUUGUGGUGAAGAAGCCCCAACUGUCAGGCGAGAAAAGGUACACGCACUUGUAUCAAAGGCGAAUGAAGGAGGGAGUGGUUGUAAUAAGAACGUGCCAAAACCGAUUCCCAUUGAAAAUCAUUCAGAGGAAGAGCAAUACAUAACAAAUGAGGUUGAGGAAAAUUAUCCAAUAUAUGAUGAAUAUUUUGAAGAGAAUGAAAAUGAAAUAUACACAGCGCCAUUGUUCGAUGGACUGGCUCAAAUGACAGCAAGAACUCAUUUGCCCGCCAAACGAUUUGAUAUUUGGGCGGAAGUAUCCGCUGUGUGUGGAACGGGUGCUUUAAUAAGUGCCUCAGGUGUGAGAGAUUAUUUAUGGCUCGGUUUUGUAGAUAAUAGAGCCAUAUUGAGAUGGGACACGGGGAACGGGCCGUCGGAGUUACGCUCUGGGAAAGUGAAAGUUGAUGUCAAGUCCAAAAUAUCUGCGAGGCGAUAUAAGAAAGAUGCAAUGUUAAAACUAGGAUCGACUACUGCGAGGGGCACGACGCAUGGACGGAUGAGUUCCCUAGAUGUGGAUCCCUACAUCCACGUCGGUCAACCACCCGAUAAUAUUACGAAGUUGUCGGGCACGCACGCCCUGCACGGGUUCGUGGGGUGCGUGCACCGCCUGCGCGUGAGCGGGCGCGACAUCAUCCCGCCGGCGCGCGGCCUGGCCGUGGUCGCGCGCGGCCUGCGCCCCUGCACGCCCUACAACCUCGCGCAGAUACAGUGUCCU